Messenger RNA from Rubroshorea leprosula, 1150 nucleotides. NCBI's taxonomy places the organism in Eukaryota, Viridiplantae, Streptophyta, Magnoliopsida, Malvales, Dipterocarpaceae. The record is from the annotation of a GenBank genome assembly.
ACUGUUGGAAUUCGAUCCGUUAAAAAUUUGUUAAAAAUAUAUAUAUAUAACAUGUGCCAAUCCACAUCUGGGACCCUUCAAACGUAACUACUGUAGGACUAGGAAAUGUCACUACCCAGAAUGAAUACAUACGUGUCACAAUCUUAGUGGUUAACAUACAAAUAGAUAAUGCAAACUCUAGCAAUCUCCCUUACCACCCAAAAAUUGUCUGGUGUUCCUUCUCUCCCUCACGAUGGUCUAAUGUUGGCUGCCGGCGAGUACACGGACGCCCAAAUCCGGGAGCCGCAGACUAUCGAACUUGAGUCGACAACUCCACGGGUUCUGACGAUAAUAUCUUCCGUGAUGGAAAAGCUAGUAGCCCGAAACGAUGGGCUUGUGGAAGCACUAAGUGAGCAGUUGGAUGGGUUGAGCUUGAGCAGGCAUAGCAGCUACGGCAGGCUGGGAAGGAGCUUGAAUGCGUUCCACGGCGUGAGGGCUCCCAAUAUAACCUUACCCAAGUACUUGGAGAGGAUUUACAAGUACACGAACUGCAGUCCGUCUUGCUUCGUGGUGGGCUACGUGUACAUUGACCGGUUGGCGCACCGCCACCCUGACUCGCUCGUGAUUUCUCUGAACGUCCACCGGUUGCUGGUUACCAGCGUCUUGGUGGCUUCUAAGAUGCUCGACGAUGUGCACUACAACAAUGCGUUCUACGCUCGUGUUGGUGGAGUGAGCAAUGCGGAGCUGAACCGGCUAGAAUUAGAACUGCUUUUCCUUUUGGAUUUUGGAGUUACGGUUAGUUCUCGAGUGUUCGAGAGCUAUUGCUUGCACUUGGAAAAGGAGAUGUUGCUGAAUGACACUGGCCGGAAAAUUGAAAGGGCGAUUGUCCCCGUUGCGGUUGAUGAACUGACUGAAAUAUCUGUCGAAGAUUCAAAGCAUUCUUCUUCGGCUGAUCAAAUAGAGGAUUAAUCUCAUUCCAUGUUUACAAUCUACCGUGUUUUUGUUUGUGUUUGCAUAUUUCUUUCUUUCUUUCUAUCUUGUUUAACAAGGUUCUAAGCGGGAAGAAAAAUGGAAGCCGAUGGGUUGAAAUUUUAACUGAAUCGAAGUCUUAAAGGAAUGCCAUUUUCACCAUUCUUUUGCUCUGAUCAGUGCGAAGAUUCUUUCAUGAUUU